Eriocheir sinensis (Chinese mitten crab) is the source of this 4014-nucleotide messenger RNA. It is a transcript of the gene Acat2, whose product is annotated as acetyl-CoA acetyltransferase, cytosolic-like. Bases 461 to 1651 code for a protein of 396 amino acids. The transcript is spliced from 8 exons. Gene Ontology annotation, molecular function: acetyl-CoA C-acetyltransferase activity. Gene Ontology annotation, biological process: fatty acid beta-oxidation. Lineage: Eukaryota; Metazoa; Arthropoda; Malacostraca; Decapoda; Varunidae. The record is from RefSeq and is a predicted model, not a curated record.
CAAAAACUUCCCCCAUCCACGCACACAAAUAAAUUCAGCCAAGCUUACUGUUGAAGACUUAACUAUCUUUAUAUGUAACAUGGGUGGAAAUGGUGAAUAUAAUGUCCUAAAACUGAUUUCAUUACCGUAUUUUGGAAUGUUUAUCGUACAUGAGGACCCGGCCCACCCCCGGCAGCCAGUCCGUCACCUGUGUCCGCCCCCGCACGCCCUGACACACCACGCCCCUCCUCCUCCUCCCGCGCCGGGUUUGAGGACACAUACGGUGGCUCACACACACACAGCCCACUAAAACACUUAAGAAGAAGUCCUCAGCAGGUGUCGGUGGUGUGAGGGGCGCCGAGGCCACGAGGGACAGGUGGAGACUGGAGAGUGCCGAGGCAUUUCCUUUCCCCGGGGCGGCCAGCUGACGGCGGUGGUGGCGUGGUGACGUGGUGGUUGCUCCUCAGUGCACGCCGCAGCCAUGGACGCCUCAGCACGUGUGGCCAUCCUCUCCGCUGCCCGGACCCCCAUUGGUUCCUUCAAUGGGGCACUGUCUUCAAUGGCGGCCCAUGAACUGGGUUCUGUGGUGGUACGGGAAGCCUUGGCAAGGGCAGGGGUUCCUGCUGCAGAAGUGUCGGAGGUGCUGCUCGGACAGGUCCUGACGGCAGGCCAGGGACAGAACCCAGCAAGACAGGCAGCCAUGGGGGCAGGUGUGCCCUAUUCUGUGCCAGCAACCAAUAUAAACAUGCUGUGUGGCUCAGGUCUCAGAUCAGUGGCUAUGGGUUACCAAGCAAUCAAAAUGGGGGAUGCAUCAGUAGUAGUGUGUGGGGGUCAGGAGAGCAUGAGCAGCGCUCCCCAUGCAAUGCAUAUGCGCAGUGGCACUAAGAUGGGUCCAGCCACCCUGGUGGACACCAUGGUGCUUGAUGGACUCACAGAUGCUUUCCAUAACUGUCAUAUGGGAAUUACAGCUGAAAACAUUGUUAAGAGAUGGAAUAUAACAAGAGCUGACCAGGAUUCUUUUGCUCUUAAAUCUCAGGAGAAAGUAGAGGCAUCUCAAAAGAGUGGAUACUUUGACCAGGAAAUAGUCCCUGUCAUGGUGCCAGGGAGAAAGGGGCCCACAGAGGUGAAAAUGGAUGAGUACCCUCGUGCUGGCACUACAGUAGAGACUUUAGCUAAGUUGAAGCCAUGUUUUAUCACUGAUGGAUCCGGUUCAGUCACAGCUGGGAACUCUUCUGGGAUCAAUGAUGGAGCAGCUGCUUUGGUUUUGAUGAAGGAGAGUGGGGCAAAACAGAAAGGUCUCCAGCCAUUGGCCUAUGUGGUGGCAUGGGCACAGGCUGGGGUGGAUCCAUCCAUCAUGGGCACAGGCCCUAUUCCAGCUGUGAGAGCAGCCUUGAAGAAGGCUGAAUGGACCACUGAUCAAGUGGACUUGUGGGAGCUGAAUGAGGCCUUUGCAGCACAGAGUUUGGCUGUUAUCUCUGAACUUGGCCUUGACCCUGAAAAAGUAAAUGUCAGUGGUGGUGCCAUAGCCUUAGGCCACCCCAUCGGAGCUUCAGGUGCGCGGGUGCUGGUGACGUUGGUACAUGCCAUGGCUCGCCUGGACAAGAAGCGGGGUGUUGCAGCUCUCUGUGUUGGCGGUGGCAUGGGCAUUGCACUGUGUGUUGCUCGACCCUGAUGACAGCAGUGCCUCUAGCUUUUCAUUGUACUGAUGAAUCUCAGGUACAUGUCAAUGGGUUUGAAAUGGUUCUUCCAUGUCACACGUAGUUUUAAGUGAGGUAAAGAAGCUCAAAUAUAGUGCCUUGUAUUAUUAUGUUAUAAAAAUUGAAAAUUAUUUGUAGCAAGUCGUGGUUACUAUAUAAUAUUUAGGUACAGUAUCCUUGGUAUAUCAAGGGUUGAUCACUGUUGUUGGUGGUGGCAAUUUAUAUAAGUUGAGUUCUGCAGCACAGCUAAAGUGGAGGUUAUAGAAUCAACUUUAAUCAUUCCAGGAUGUCUUGUCGUUUGUUUUACCUCAUGGUAAAUAGUUUCUAAUAUAUUUUCAGUUUCAGGUUGGUGAUGAUUUUAUUCAGGAAAAACAAACUCUAGAAAAGUAUCUUAUUGUUUAGUUUAUUGCAGACUUCUGAGCAAAAUUUGUGGGGAUUUUAUAUUUUAAGAUAUUUUGAAGUUUAUUGACAUUUCAUUCUGGUUACUUACCUGCUUUCCUAACAGAUAUCUACUAUCUUGCUAGUUCUGGCUUGUACGGGUCAAUAAGUAUUCCAACAGAUCUGGCUCAUAACAGGUGAGUGUUGUUUCCCCAUUGCGCUGAGAACAAAUUCUGAUUUCCUUUAUUUAAUAUGUCUAGUUUCCUUUACCAGAAUAAAACAGAAAACCACAGAAAAAUUGCAGUAAAUAACAGAAAACCAUGCGAAGGAGGGUGGAGUGAUAUGGUGUGCACCUUAGAGGAAUUAUUUGUCAGCUGCAAGGUGAAAACUAGCACUUUUAUUGAAAAUGGGCACAGAAUAGUUUUAUCCAGGGAACUUUUAUGAAAUUUAAGUGAUGUGCAGCAAGAGUGCAAUAUUUAAGGAGCCCUUAAUCCCUGUUAUCCCUUCACUUAACCCGGCAGUGUCGGCGGACCCCGUUUUGGGCUCCCGCGAGUUGGUCCGCUGAAACGGCGGACCCCAUUUGGGGCUCGGCUCAAAAUCCCUAAUUCAAGCUAAUUGUAGGUGGUGGCAGCAUAGAGCAACCCACGAUGCAUGCCCUGGGUCAUUGUGGUGGGUGAGUGAUCUUGAGGUGGGCUUAUUUGUCAUAGGUGGUGCUGUAAGGUCAUGGCAGACUGAAUUAGCUAUCCAUACGGUGUUCAAUUGCCAAAUUCUCUAAAGUAGACAACAACCAACUCUCGGCUAGAUACCACGAGUCAUGAGACUUUAUUUUGUAACAAACACCACCCAAAAAGAAUGGAGUUUGAGUAAAAGUAAAUAUUUUUAACGGCUUUAUGGUUAUGAGAGGAGUACUCUGAUAUACGUUCCAUGCUCUUUUCUUAGUCUCAAAAUGCAGUGUAAUGUUGAUGUUUCUUGGCCACUUCUCAGCUUUCCCAUAGCCGAAGUCCACGGGAUAAUACUGCCAAGCCAUUAACAAAAUUAAAGCACGUUUACGGUGCCAGUGAAGUGCUUGCCAGCUUCUGGCCCGGCAAAAGCCAUGAAAUUACCAUUGUAAGCUUCACAUCAUUUACUUGUUUUAGAGGUUAGCUUUUGGAGGUUGUGAAACACAUAAUAAUUUUUUAACUACUUAAUUUUAGAUCACUUGGAACUUUUUUUUUAGGGUAUCAUUAACUAAAUAUGUGAUAGUUAUGGUGUUAUGGUGCUAAAAACAAAGCCAUGAUGUGCAUUAGCAUUUUCAUACCUAAAUAUUGUUAAAGUUUUUUGUUAUAAAUAACUUUUAUGAAUCCAAUAUUGUUAAGUUUUGUUACAGCUGCAAAAAAAUAUCUUUUGAAUUCAACACGUGUUGUCAACAACAUAUUGCCACCUGGAACUCUGACCUUAAUAUUGUUCGUUGUUGCUGUCUGUGGCAAUUUUUUUAAAUAACUCCAGAAGUUGUGGCUAUAAAUCAAGGCAGCUAAAAUUAACUUUAAUAAGGAUAGUAAUUUAAAAUUUGUCCUCCUUGGGAGGGUCUGCACAGACCUGGGUGAAAUGUGAUGGGUUAUGGAUAGUAGGCUAAGAUAAGGAGGAAAACAAAGACCAUAAUUAUUUUUAUGUUCUUCAGCCUUUAGCGCUGGUAGGCUUUCACUAUGUGGUUUGUUGCUCAGCCUCAGCCCAUUAGUGGUGGAGGCAAGCGUUUUAUAGUGGUGCCAUUCUUGCUUGACUCAUGGUGUUCCCUGGAGCUUAACUUGAUCCUCUUCAGAGUUUUGGUAGAGUCCAGGUUGAUAGGAGAUCAUCAGGACAGCAUGUGAGUGGCUUGUAUUUGGUUACUCAACAAUGACUGAAAAUUGUCAGGAAUUGGACCCACAUUUAAUUACUUUGGAAUCUGGGUGCACUGUCAACUAAGCCCAUAGAAUGUUUAACCCCU